CGCCCCCUCCGCUGCUGCUCGAGGAGCUUGUGGCGGUGAGAUCAUGUGAGAGAGUCCAACGCUUGGAGAAAGUAGGUUAGCAGGGUAGACUGAGAGGAAGGCGCUGACUUUGUGGACCAUCGUGUACACCGUGAGGACUAUUCGAGCCAAACAGCACGCCGUUCGCAAGGGCGUUUAGGAUGCAAUCCAAAGCGACUUUCUUCCUUGUUUUAUUUCGCUCGGACUUCCACGAAUCAUAGAGGACAAUCGGGGUGUUUUUUUUUUUUCCCCCUCCUCGUCUUUUCGUCUCGUCGUUAUUAUUUACACAGCCACUUCUUUCUGGUUAAGUCACCUGCAGCGCAGCCAAAUGUAGCCGAGCUUCCUUCUCCUCGAGCGGUUAAGAAGAAGAACGCGUCAAAAUGAGAGCUCAAAUUGAGGUCAUCCCCUGUAAAAUCUGCGGGGACAAGUCCUCGGGGAUCCACUAUGGGGUCAUCACCUGUGAAGGCUGCAAGGGGUUCUUCCGUCGCAGCCAGCAAAACAACGCCAUGUACUCGUGCUCGCGCCAGAGGAACUGUUUGAUCGACCGAACGAACCGCAACCGCUGCCAGCACUGUCGUCUGCAGAAGUGUCUGGCUUUGGGCAUGAGCCGAGAUGCGGUGAAGUUUGGUCGCAUGUCCAAAAAGCAGCGCGACAGCCUGUACGCUGAGGUGCAGAAGCAUCAGAAAUCCCAGGAGUGCGUGGGCUCCGGAGACGGGGUCUCGACAACGCUCUCCUUACCCAGGGAGGACGGUGCAUGUGGCGGGAGCGGAGAGGACGGCGAGGGAGGUUUGAGCCGUUCCUACAGCACCGGGGGCUCCAGCUCCACCCUCAGCGACCUCGAUGACAUCGCGGCACUUCCCGACCUAUUUGACCUACCGCUGACCCCCGAGGAGGCCAGCGAGUACUGCAGCCUGGAGCUACUGGGCGGAAGCGGAGGGACCAGCACAGGAAAUACCUCCAACUCAUCAUCCGCUUCUUCCUCUUCGUCAUCCCCGUCCAAUCAAAAUUCCCCGCAGCAGACGAUAGAUGGGUCUGACAACAGUGGCAUCCAGCUCCUGCACACACAUUCUCUCACGCAUCCCCUGCUUGGAGACACACACGCGCUGCUGGACCAGUUGCCCGAUGACUGCUCAAUAACAGACCUUGAGCGAAUCUCGCAAUGUAUUGUGAAGUCUCACAUGGAGACAUGUCAGUACAGCGCUGAGGACAUGAAGAGAUUCAACUUGGUUCAAUACACACCUGAGGAAACGCGUGCUUUUCAGAACAAGUCAGCUGAGUGGAUGUGGCAGGAGUGCGCACACCACAUUACAAAUGCCAUCCAAUACGUGGUGGAGUUUGCCAAACGAAUCGCUGGAUUUAUGGAUCUUUGCCAGAAUGACCAGAUUAUAUUGCUGAAAGCAGGAUGCCUGGAGGUCCUGCUGAUUCGGAUGUGCCGGGCUUUUAACGUCAACAACAGCAGCAUUUUCUUCAAUGGAAAAUUUGCCUCGCCUCAGUUCUUCAAAGCGCUUGGUUGUGAUGACCUGGUGAGUGCAGUAUUUGAACUGGGCAAAGGACUCUGCCGCCUCCAGCUGUCUGAUGAAGAGGUGGCUUUGUUUAGCGCGGCUGUUCUUCUCUCCCCUGAUCGGCCGUGGCUGAUGGACGGCCAAAAGGUUCAGAAGCUUCAGGAACAAGUUUACCUGGCUCUGCAGCACAGCCUUCUUAAGAGUGCUUCUGAGGAGAAACUGGACAAGAUGCUGUCCAAACUACCCAUCAUGAAAUCUAUUUGUCACCUCCACAUUGACAAACUGGAGUUUUUCCGUUUGGUCCACCCGGAGACCGCAUACAGUUUCCCUCCGCUGUACCGGGAGGUGUUUGGAACCGACAUUUCCCUGCCCGACUCCACCAACAGCUAGACACGAUGGACCGACUGACAGAAAGACUGACCGACUGACAGAGAGAGAUGGAGGGAGUGUAUUUAGCGGAAGGGAAAAGGAGAGACAGAGUAGGAUAAAAUAUGUUGAUGUUCAACAACCAGCAGUUAUAAGACAAUCCAGGACUUAAAAUACUCCGUCUCCCGUGAUUCCAAAGUAGCCCUCCACUUUCCGAGCAGGCAAAGCACCUUACACUACAGACCAUGCACGCUCAUGCUCCUCUGCGUAUUGUAGCAGCACCGACAAGCAGAUGCAUGAGGCGGAUACAAGUUUUGAAAACUUGCGUAACGUCUGAUCCGCGGCGGAUCGCCCAACCAGUAAUGAAUGUACCUCGACAAGCACCAGUGCACAAGCAACGACUCAACGGUGAAUGUAUAACCCUGUCGCACUUAGACGGUUUCAUACAUGGUCAUAGAAAGAAGAUUUCAGUCAAUAUUGAUCCCUCGGUAUGGUAUGUAUGUACGCAUAUUCGUACUAAAACCACCCUAUUCGUAUACUGACACUUAGGGACCAAGAUCGCAAGUCAUUUUAUACAAAAAAGAAAAAAACUCAACAACAACAACAAAAAAACAAGUUCACCUCCUCGAGCCGCUUCUCUCACAUUUCGCCUGCGUUCGGUGCUGCCUUGAGUAGGCCCUUGAGAAACCUCAGUCCCACGCGUCCCUUUUCCUUGCAAAUGCCACUUAAGAGACAGGGCAAGAUGAAAUUAUCUUUAAUUUAUAUACACAUUUAUAUACAAAUAUUUUAAAUAAGAGUGUAAAUAGAUGACUUAUGCGCGACUGCGGAGAGUGUUAGGAGCGUGUGAGAUUAGUUCAGAACGAAAGGGAGAGAAAAGUGAGAUGCACACCAAGGAAGUUGAUAUUCGGACUCUGGACUAUUUUCCUCUCUAUAUAGUACUCUCAGGUUUCCAUGACAACGCCCAGCACCCUUUCCCCGCACCCCCAUGACAACAAACCCACUAAGUGGGUGAACAGACACUUGUUGUACAGAUGCAAACAGGGGCAGCGUGUCCGUCCGACGGAGGAAACAAAUUGCCUUUGUUGGGCAUUUAAACUGAGCUCUGAUGUUGAUGACCGUGCCCUCGCCCGGAGAAACAAAAGGAGGACAAACGGGACUCGAAAGGAAAAGAUCAAGCAAGCCACACUUUAUGAACUUUAGACGAGGGGAUACACGGUGUCACCCCCCCCGUCAAUCUGUUUCUAACCAGCAGUCAGGUGUAGUUUCAUUCAAUCACUUAUGUGGUCGCACUUGUUCAGGUACCUGACGGUCCACAAUUUGUAUCAUAACCCCUUCCUUACUGGUUGGAGCAACUGUAUUAUUUGUAGAAAUGCUGUUCUUUCCACUUUUAGUCCCAACACUUGUUUGAAUAAAAAGCACUUACAAUGCCCCCCGUUUCUCACUGGACACUAGUCUAAUGCCAGACGGAGCUAUCAGCUGCCCCCCUGAGUUGGGCCUCAAAGCCUGUAAGACUUUCUUGUUUAUCGUUUUUGUUUUUCGGUCAGGUCACGCAAGAUCCUUCAAAGUUUCGGUGUGUUUCACUUGAACAAAAAGUCAACUUCCGGAGGUUGUUUUAGCAUUUGAGGUGAACAUGUCUUACUUACUUGGGGUGCUGGGAAGUUUUUGGGCCUGCCGCCUGCCACUCAGGGAGCUAGCUGUGAUCUCUUGUCCCUUCUAUGACCAGCCUCGUACUCCUCACGCCUUUGCACCCCACCACCAUAAUCACUGUGGACGUAAAAGUUCUACUUUUGUGAAUGUUGCUCACAAACUGCCCGGACCCCUUCCCGUUUGUCCUUAUAUUGUAACUUUAAAUUUAUGAGCAUUUACAUAGGAACACAAACAAAUUCGUUUUAAAGAUCAAUUCCAUUCUUGGAGUUUAAUGUUUUAUUUUUUUUCCUUUUGCUGUGAUCUUCACUUAUUUGUCGCUUAUCCACUUUCUUUACAUGUCUCCACUUUUGGCCUUUACAGUCAGUAAUCGUUUUAUUUAAUUGGCAAAUGAUUGGGAAAAGUCCAUAAAAAGACUAUUGUCUCCCUUUUCUUUCCUUGUAAGAAAAAAAAUGUACAAGAGAUAUACUACUAGUUCAAGACUAAGUGAGUCACACAGCUCAAUAUAUAUUGUUGUCCAAUGGGAUACAUUAUAUGUGGUUUUAAGAAUGUAAUAAAUGGUUUCUUCUUUA
Hippocampus comes (tiger tail seahorse) is the source of this 4102-nucleotide messenger RNA. RefSeq names its product RAR-related orphan receptor C b (gene rorcb). Gene Ontology annotation, biological process: regulation of transcription by RNA polymerase II. The record is from RefSeq and is a predicted model, not a curated record. The transcript has 10 exons. Gene Ontology annotation, molecular function: zinc ion binding; RNA polymerase II cis-regulatory region sequence-specific DNA binding; nuclear receptor activity. Gene Ontology annotation, cellular component: nucleus. Lineage: Eukaryota; Metazoa; Chordata; Actinopteri; Syngnathiformes; Syngnathidae. Bases 399 to 1910 code for a protein of 503 amino acids.